Messenger RNA from Colletotrichum acutatum, 1248 nucleotides. RefSeq lists its product as uncharacterized. The transcript is spliced from 2 exons. Lineage: Eukaryota; Fungi; Ascomycota; Sordariomycetes; Glomerellales; Glomerellaceae. The record is from RefSeq and is a predicted model, not a curated record. Gene Ontology annotation, biological process: carbohydrate metabolic process. The coding region runs from base 366 to 1238 and encodes 290 amino acids. Gene Ontology annotation, molecular function: hydrolase activity, acting on carbon-nitrogen (but not peptide) bonds.
GGAGUGGCCAGUGAACGGCCUGGAACCCGUCAUAUCAGCGCUUGCUUCAUUUAUUUAGAGUUCCGGGCCGGCAAAGAGGGGGAACGUGGGUAAGCGUGGGAUGCAACACAACAUGGCGACAACGGAGAAGAUUACAUAACACGUGUGAGCUGGGAUCAGUUACUGCUGCUCGGGCAAGAAUACAGAUAUUCUGCCGCGAGCAAUGCCGAAGGGAUGGGGGUAAGGGGGUAUGGAAGUGAAUGGGGGCAAACCCGCCUGUGAGGCCUCUCGCUCCAUAUCAUUCAUCUUUCAGAGUUCCUGAACUCUUGCUGGUUCAAAGUCCGGAGUCUGUCGAGGAGCGUACCUGAAUCGGCUCAGAGACCAUUAUGAGUCCCCGAAUCUUGUCAAAACACGGUCAAGUCAUCCGCAAAUGUACUGUUCCAGGAACAGUAUCAUUCACAUUCGAUGACGACUCGUGGAUCGAAAAGGAUGAAAUCCUGACACUGUUCGCCCAGCGAAAUGCACAAGCUUCCUUCUUCCUACACAGCACUCCAUGGACCGCAGAUUCAAUGAAAGACAACGACAGAAAAUCUGUAGUACAGACUUUACAUGAAAACGGGCAUCUGAUUGGAUUUAGCACAUCGAGUCGUCAUCCCCACAGCGGCGUGGAGCAUGAUGACCUCCUCAAAGCCCGCCAGAAGAUUUCCACGAUUCUCGGAGCCUCGUCCUCCUCUGAAGGCCUUCGACCACAGUACAUUUGGUCGUCCCCGGUCGAUUGCACAGUACAGAAUGGCUGCGUUGAAAAGUUGACGAUAAAUGGUCAGCGACUGGUACUCUGGGACGGUGGACCGGCAGACAUGAGCAACAACACGGAGACUACGCUUCUCCUCGACAGACUACAAGCGGCAGACCCCGGGCGAGAUUCUUUUCUCAUCCCGAUACGAGGGUCCCAAAAAGAGAGUAAUCACAGUAUCGGCGAUCUACUAGAUGGGUUCCUACAAAAGGGCUUCCAACCGGUUACUGUAGGAGACUGUAUAAAUGACCCAAAACACUUCUGGUAUCUAGAUCACUUGGGACGUCCGGCGACUAGCUUGGCGUUUGGGCGCCAUGGCGUAGUAUCGCCUGGCACGUUUCUCAGUCAAGUUCGAUGGGGCGGGAUACUGGCUGUAAUUUUCUUGGAGUUGAUGGCCCUGUCUUGUCUGUUCUGGGCUAUUUGUCGGUUUAGAAAGAUCAAGUCACACCAACGUGUAGUUCAAUGAUGACGCAUUA